This is a messenger RNA of Pelmatolapia mariae (spotted tilapia), 4640 nucleotides long. Its product is annotated as sodium bicarbonate cotransporter 3-like. Gene Ontology annotation, molecular function: solute:inorganic anion antiporter activity; sodium:bicarbonate symporter activity; monoatomic anion transmembrane transporter activity. NCBI's taxonomy places the organism in Eukaryota, Metazoa, Chordata, Actinopteri, Cichliformes, Cichlidae. Gene Ontology annotation, biological process: transmembrane transport; regulation of intracellular pH; monoatomic anion transport. Gene Ontology annotation, cellular component: plasma membrane; apical plasma membrane; basolateral plasma membrane. The transcript has 28 exons. The coding region runs from base 273 to 4037 and encodes 1254 amino acids. The record is from RefSeq and is a predicted model, not a curated record.
GGCUGGCUGCUCGCUCAGUGAAGCAACACGCUCUGCUAUAAAUACUUGAAUCGUAUCCGAGGCUCUGCUGGCAGCUCGCUGUCUGGACUCACUUACCGUCCCGGGGACACUCGCACAUCCACGCUGUGGACGCUGUGUGUUCGAGCUGCAGACGUAGAGACCUGGUGGAUUUGAUUUUCACAGCUCUGUGGGGCGCUUCCACCACAGUUUUUUCUCUCGUGUGGGAGGAUUUCUUUGACCCUGAGGAGUCUGUGUUUUUGGACUGAGCAGCUAUGGGAGACUUUUGGGGGGACAUUGCCAGUCAGAGGGUGGCCCGGGCCAUGUCUCUGGGGAACGAUGAAGAGGCCGUGCUGGACCAGGGCAAGACCAGCUCCACCCUUUACACCAACUUUGAGAAAGAGGAACUGGAGAGUCACAGGGCGGUGUACGUUGGCGUGCACGUUCCGCUGGGCCGCCAGAGCCGGAGAAGACACCGUCACCGCGGACAUCGACAUCACAGGAAGCGAAGAGAGCGCUCGGAUCGGGAGGACGGGCGAGAGUCGCCGUCAUACGACACGCCGUCUCAGAGGGUCCAGUUCAUCCUCGGCACCGAGGACGACGACGAGGAGCACAUCCCCCACGACCUGUUCACCGAGCUGGACGAGCUCGCCUUCAAAGACGGAGACCUGCAGGAGUGGAAGGAGACAGCCAGGUGGCUGAAGUUUGAGGAGGAUGUUGAGGACGGCGGCGAGCGCUGGAGCAAACCCUAUGUGGCGACGCUGUCGCUGCACAGCCUGUUCGAGCUGCGCUCCUGCAUCCUGAACGGCACCGUGCUGCUCGACAUGAGAGCCAGCUCCAUCGAGGAGAUUGCAGACAUGGUGAUCGACAGCAUGCUGGCGUCCGGUCAGCUGGAGGAGGGCGCGCAGGAGAAGGUGAGGGAGGCCAUGCUGAGGCGCCACCACCAUCAGAACGAGAAGAAGCUGAGCAACCGCAUCCCACUGGUCCGAUCCUUUGCCGACAUAGGCAAGAAAUACUCGGAGCCAAAUUUACUGGAACGCAACGGGGAGGGUCUGUCCUCCUCUCGUCUCUCUCUCCUCCGUCGUUGCUCCAUGGGCUCCUUCGACCUCUCCACCCUCCCCCCCUCUGCGAGGACCCCAAGCCCGUUCGGGCACCUCCUCCCCGGCUCCGCCUCCUCGUCGCAGACCAACCUCUCUCUGUACCGUUACGGCCGCCACCUCUCCGAACCCAGCCAGCCUCACGGACUCGCCCUUCCCGUCCCCACUGGCUCUCCACGCCGCUCCUCUGCUCCCGUGGGGCUCCCCAAGGUGGUGGUGCACCCCCCAGAAGAGGAGGAAGAGGAGGUGUUCCACCUGGGAGAUGAAGAUGACACUGGUCUGCUGGCGUCGCCUCAGUCGGCCCCCGGAAACCUCGACAAUAACAAAAACGGCGAGAGUCGCGGCAACGGCGGCAAUGGCAGCCGGGAGAACAGCACGGUGGACUUCAGCAAGGACUGCGACUGCGUUUGUUUGCUGCCAGCGGCCGGCAGGAAGCCCGCAGUGGACAUGAACUUCAUGAAGAAGAUUCCUCCGGGAGCCGAGGCCUCCAACGUCCUGGUGGGUGAAGUGGACUUCCUGGAGCGGCCCAUCAUCGCCUUCGUCCGGCUCUGCCCCGCCGUGCUGCUGACCGGCCUCACCGAAGUCCCGGUGCCCACCAGGUUUCUCUUCCUGCUGCUCGGUCCGUUUGGAAAAGGUCCGCAGUACCACGAGAUCGGGCGCUCCAUCGCCACGCUGAUGACAGACGAGGUUUUCCACGACGUGGCGUACAAGGCGAGGGACCGCAACGACCUGCUGUCGGGGAUCGACGAGUUCCUGGAUCAGGUCACCGUGCUGCCGCCGGGCGAAUGGGACCCCAGCAUCCGCAUCGAGCCCCCGAAGAGCGUCCCGUCUCAGGAGAAGAGAAAGAUACCGUCCUUCCCCAAUGGCUCCGCCCACAGCUCUGAGAUGGGCAAGGAGGCGGAGCAUCACGCGGGACCAGAGCUGCAGAGGACGGGGAGGAUUUUUGGCGGUUUGGUGAACGACGUUCGGAGGAAGGCGCCGUUCUACUGGAGCGACAUCAGAGACGCCGUGAGCCUGCAGUGCCUGGCCUCCAUCCUCUUCCUGUACUGCGCCUGCAUGUCGCCCGUCAUCACCUUCGGAGGUCUGCUCGGGGAGGCCACCAAAGGGAGCAUAAGUGCCAUUGAGUCGCUGUUUGGCGCGUCUCUGACAGGCGUGGCCUACUCUCUGUUCGCCGGGCAGCCUCUCACCAUCCUGGGCAGCACGGGCCCGGUUCUGGUCUUUGAGAAGAUCCUCUUCAAGUUCUGCAGUCAGUACCAUCUGUCCUACCUGCACCUGAGGACCAGCAUCGGACUCUGGACCGCCUUCCUGUGCCUCCUGCUGGUCGCCACGGACGCCAGCUCUCUGGUCUGCUACAUCACCCGCUUCACCGAGGAGGCCUUCGCCGCGCUCAUCUGCAUCAUCUUCAUCUACGAGGCGCUGGAGAAGCUGGUCCGCCUCGGGGAGCUCUACCCCAUCAACAUGCACAACCAGCUGGACAACCUGACCUUCUACAGGUGUCAGUGUGCUCCACCCGCCAACGCCUCGGCCGAAGUCCUGGGUGUGUGGAGCAAAAAGAACGUGACCCCAGAAAACAUCACCUGGGAUCAGCUGAGCUCGAAGACGUGCAAGGAACUCAUGGGGGAGCUGGUCGGCCCGGCGUGCAGCCACAGCGGUCCCUACGUCCCCGACGUCCUCUUCUGGUCCGUCAUCCUCUUCUUCACCACCUUCUUCCUCUCCUCCUUCCUCAAACAGUUCAAGACUAAGAGAUACUUCCCCACCAAGGUUCGAUCGACCAUCAGCGACUUCGCCGUCUUCCUCACCAUCAUGAUCAUGGUGCUGGUGGAUUAUCUGGUGGGAGUUCCUUCACCCAAACUCAACGUGCCCGACCGCUUCAAGCCCACGUCUGAAAAUCGGGGGUGGCUGAUUUCCCCGCUGGGCCCGAACCCGUGGUGGACGCUGCUGGCCGCCGCCGUCCCCGCGCUGCUCUGCACCAUCCUCAUCUUCAUGGACCAGCAGAUCACCGCCGUCAUCAUCAACAGGAAGGAGAACAAGCUGAAGAAAGGGUGUGGCUAUCACCUGGACCUGCUGGUGGUGGCGGUGAUGCUGGGCGUGUGCUCCAUCAUGGGCCUGCCGUGGUUCGUGGCAGCGACGGUGCUCUCCAUCUCCCACGUCAACAGCCUGAAGCUGGAGUCAGAGUGCGCGGCGCCCGGCGAGCAGCCCAAGUUCCUCGGCAUCAGAGAGCAGCGCGUGACCGGCUUCAUGAUCUUCUUCCUGAUGGGCUGCUCUGUCUUCAUGACCUCCGUCCUGAAGUUCAUCCCGAUGCCCGUCCUGUACGGCGUGUUCCUCUACAUGGGCGUGUCCUCGCUCAAAGGCAUCCAGCUCUUUGACCGCAUCAAACUGUUCGGCAUGCCGGCCAAACACCAGCCCGACCUGAUCUACCUGCGCUACGUGCCGCUGUGGAAGGUGCACGUCUUCACCGCGGUGCAGCUGUCCUGCCUCAUCGCGCUGUGGGCCAUCAAAGCCUCGCCCGCCGCCGUCAUCUUCCCCAUGAUGGUUCUCGCUCUGGUUUUCAUCCGGAAGCUUCUGGAUUUCUGCUUCACCAAGAGAGAGCUGAGCUGGCUGGACGACCUGAUCCCCGAGAGCAAGAAGAAGAAGGAGGACGACAAGAAGAAGAAGGAGAAGGAGGACGCUCGGCGGAUGCUGGAGGAGGUGGAGGAGGAGCUGCCGUACGACAGAGGAGGGGUCCUCAAUUUCCCGAUCAAAAACCUGAAAAAACGCGACCCGUCAGAGGUGAACAUCUCUGAUGAAAUGGCCAAAAGCGGCAUCUGGAAGUCUGUUUCCAAAAACUCCGACAGCGGCAAAGCUCUGAGGCGCACCUUCAGCCACGACAAGCUGCCGAGCGUCCAGAUAAACGUGGAGAACGAGGACGGGCAAAGGGUCGUGAACGCCGAGACGUCGCUAUGAUCCACCGCCCCGGGGCAGGAGGGUGAGGCGGGGGCGCUGCAGCUCCUCCGCGUGCUCUGAGGGAGGCGAAAGGUCGCGGGGGGACCAAUCGGGCUUCACCUGAGCGUGCCGUACUUCUGACUGCGUUGUCUCGGACGAGGCGAACGUUUUAUUUUCUCAUCGUUUUAAGGUGAAACAUGAGACUCCACUUCUGGAAACGGCUUCCUCAGGUUUCUUCUGCUGCCGUUUUUAUUUUUGUUUUGUUUUUUAACUCGGGCGGUCUGUGAUUGGCUGCCGAAGCAUCAAACUGAAAAAGAAAGGAGGAAAAAACGGACGCCUGAGUCUCUCCGGACGGAUGUCGUGAGAAAUUUUAAUUUCAUGGUUUGAACUUUUGUUUCAGUGUUUGUGAAACGGGCGAAGCGCCGACACGUUUUUAUUUAAUCCAUCAUGCUGAUUUAGGUUUUUUAUGUGUGUGCGUGUGUGUGUGUGUGUGCGUGCGCGCGUGUGUGUGUGGUCUCUGUUGUACAGCACCUGGUUGCCUGCAGCAGAAAAAAUGAAUGAUGUCACAGCUGCUGUUGUCGUAGUUUCUUUGUAAAGUUUAAUAAAUCAGUUUGGUGGCGACGA